GUGGGGGGGGGAAGCAGUGCGCUUGCGCGGUGCGCGGCUCCCCGGCAGCCAGGCGGGUCCCGGCCGGGCGCUAGGCCGCGGCGGAGCCGGGGGCUCGCGUAGAUGUGCAGCCCGGGGAGGGAGCCGCCUGGGCCGGCCCCGGCGGGGGACCUGCCGCCCGAGUGGGAGACGGACGACGAGCGUAUGGCCUUCCUGUUCUCGGCCUUUAAGCAGAGCCGCGAGGUGAACAGCACCGAGUGGGACAGUAAGAUGGCUUUCUGGGUCGGGCUGGUGCUGGCCCGCGGCCGCCGGCGGGGAGCGGUGCGGACCUGCCUGCGAGAGCUGCAGCACGGCUUCGAGCGGCGCGGCAGCCUCCCGCUGGGCCUCGGCACCGUCCUCCGGGAGCUCCUCAGGCGUGGCAAGAUGCAGAGGGAGUCGGACUUCAUGGCCAGUGUAGACAGCAGCUGGAUCUCCUGGGGUGUGGGAGUCUUCAUUUUGAAGCCCCUCAAGUGGACUCUCUCCAGCGUGCUGGGUGACAGUAAGAUACCUGAAGAAGAGGAAGUUCUGAUUUAUGUGGAGCUGCUUCAGGAGAAGGCAGAGGAAGUUUAUCGCCUCUAUCAGAACUCUGCACUUUCUUCUCACCCUGUUGUUGCCCUCUCGGAGCUGCGUUCCCUCUGUGCCAGUGUUUGCCCGGAUGAAAGGACGUUCUACUUGCUGCUUCUCCAGCUGCAAAAGGAAAAGAGGGUCACGAUCCUGGAACAGAAUGGAGAGAAGAUAGUGAAGUUUGCCCGAGGGCUUCAUGCCAAAGUCUCCCCGAUGAAUGAUGUGGACAUUGGAGUUUAUCAGUUGAUGCAGAGUGAGCAGCUGCUGUCACAGAAGGUGGAGUCCCUUUCCCAGGAAGCAGAGAAGUGUAAAGAGGAUGCCCGGAGUGCUUGUAGAGCUGGGAAGAAACAAUUGGCACUGAGAUGUUUGAAGUCCAAACGAAGGACAGAGAGGCGCAUUGAAGAGCUUCACUCCAAGCUGGAUGCAGUGCAGGGGAUCUUGGACAGGAUUUACGCCUCCCAGACUGACCAGAUGGUAUUUAAUGCCUACCAGGCUGGUGUGGGAGCUCUGAAACUCUCAAUGAAGGAUGUUACUGUGGAGAAGGCAGAGAAUCUGGUGGAUCAGAUACAAGAGCUUUGUGAUACUCAAGAUGAAGUAGCCCAGACUCUGGCUGGAGUGGGGAUCAAUGGUCUAGCAGAGACGGACACUGAGGAGCUUGAGAAGGAGCUGGACAGUCUCCUGCAGGACUCGGCUAAGGAGCCUGUGGAUCUGCCUCCUGUUCCCCAGAAGGUGCUGAAUCCACCCAUUUCUGAUGCUGAGCUGGAAGCUGAACUGGAGAAGCUCUCUGUGUCUGAUGGAGAUUUGGCACAAAAGACUCCCUCUACUUCCUCUGAACCCAAAACAGCUCUGGGACUGAAUCUCUAAAGACCCAACAGCAUCCUGUUGCUGCAGUGUGAGAAGUUGUCUUAAGGUUCCUUAACUAAUGACUAGAACUUCUGGGGAGAGGGGUACCACUCCCCUGUUCUUCAUGGAUAUCACUUUGCUCAGCAACAGGAUCUCCUGCCAUGACAAUCCACUCUGGAACUGGCCCCAGCUGGUGUUUGUCAUCUCUGUGCCAACAUCUGCGCUGGUCUUAAUUUGACUUGUGAUCCCAAGUCACUGCAACAUCCAGUCUUCCCUCUGGGAAUGCCCUUCACUAUUCUGCCCAGCGAAGAUAAACUCUUCCAUGUCCAUAACAGUGCUCGUUUUUCAUUUUCCCUUUGCUGUGGCUGAUGUUGAGAACCUGAGUUGCAGCAGUAUUGCAGUUGCUCAACAUUUGGCUGUUUGUGUGGUUGUUUAAAACACUUGGCACCUGAGUACUGUCCUUGCCAGAAGUUACCUGCAACAAGCUUACACACCCGUUGGUAGUUCUAUCCCUCCCUGUCUGUAUUCUGCACGGUCGUGGGCAACUAGACACUGUAAGUGUUCAAUUGUAGGAGAUUUUGUUGCUGCUCUAGAGGGCAGCAAUUGCAAGCACAAGACAAAAAGAAUUCCUCUUUCUGUAAUGACAUUAAGGCCUUAAAAGGGAGACCUGCAAAAGAUCUUGAGCUGAAGGUGGUCCUGAUGCUGCUGGUUGGGACACAGGCUCGUGGGUGCUGCGCUACCACUUGCUGCUCGCUCUGACUUGAAACCUGAGCUAUUUUUGUAUCUUCCCUGCUUGCAAAAUUUGCUGGAAGUUGCAGGGUGAUCUUCUCUGAGCUCUCAUAUUGAGUGAGUUGGGGUGGGAAGAGAAGGGAUGCAUCAUUUUCCCUGAGGCCAGUUUCCUACAACAGCCUUGUCUUUGCCUUCAGUCUUGAUGUUGCAAUUCCACAAGAUGACCAGAAAGCCCCAAAACAAAACACUGGCAGUGUUUCUAAUGCAAACCCAGCUGAGCAGAGCAACUGAGGAUGCUUUUAGAGGCUUUCUUUACCCAUUAGAAGUGAAAUCCUCAUCUUUUGCAGGUCACUUUUUUAUUACAUGUAUGCACAGGGGAGAGCAGAAAGCCAGGUCCUGAACAUGGAGAAGUGAAUUCUUUUAGGAGAGGAAAGUGCUAGAAAUUGGGCUUUCUGUGCACAGAGCCUGUGUGUGGCAGGGGGGGACCAGCUCCAUGCUGGUGUGUAACCAGUCCUCCCUGCCCCUCUCCCUGACUCGGAAUGUAUUCCCAUAUUCCCAUCACCAUUUCUCUGCUGCUUCCUGCACCAAGCUCUGUUGCUUGAGCCACGUGGAUGGCAGGUUGGGUGAACAUAAAGCAGGGCUGGAGUUCCCAUGCCCUGGGCAUUACUGGUGACCCAGCUUUAGUCCCAGAGGGCAAGGGAAGCAAUUCCAGGUGUCACUAUGGUACUGUGUUCUCUCUGCCUUCGUUGUUGCUUUGUUGGAGAGUGGACUCCUGCCACAGGAGGUGUGCUGGAGCAGUUCACCCGGGCUGCACAUGGAAUUGUGUGGAAUGACUUGAAGCUUUGUAAGUAAAUGGGAGAAAAACCACUGUGUUUUCUGCCUAUGUGUAAUAAAAGGGAAGGGAGGAAACGGAA
Messenger RNA from Neopsephotus bourkii (Bourke's parrot), 3068 nucleotides. It is a transcript of the gene CHMP7, whose product is annotated as charged multivesicular body protein 7. The transcript is spliced from 10 exons. NCBI's taxonomy places the organism in Eukaryota, Metazoa, Chordata, Aves, Psittaciformes, Psittacidae. Gene Ontology annotation, cellular component: cytoplasmic side of plasma membrane; ESCRT III complex; multivesicular body. The record is from RefSeq and is a predicted model, not a curated record. Bases 103 to 1446 code for a protein of 447 amino acids. Gene Ontology annotation, biological process: vesicle budding from membrane; late endosome to vacuole transport via multivesicular body sorting pathway.